Leucoraja erinaceus (little skate) is the source of this 4570-nucleotide messenger RNA. It is a transcript of the gene ccdc186, whose product is annotated as coiled-coil domain-containing protein 186. The record is from RefSeq and is a predicted model, not a curated record. Gene Ontology annotation, cellular component: trans-Golgi network. NCBI's taxonomy places the organism in Eukaryota, Metazoa, Chordata, Chondrichthyes, Rajiformes, Rajidae. Gene Ontology annotation, biological process: vesicle cytoskeletal trafficking. Gene Ontology annotation, molecular function: small GTPase binding.
AGGUGGGUUGCCAUUGCUGGUCAUGUUGGCAGGGCGGAUGACGAUGUGAUUGGUGGGGCGGCCAGGGAGGAGACUGUCAGGGACGGUGCAAACGCCAUAUUUGUUGUCGUGUCAGAGUCUGGAGCUGCGGCAGUGACGGAGCGACGGUCUGGAGGGCCGGGGUUGCCGCAUUGAUUGGCACAGGCGCUUCAGGUUGAAACUACAGCUUUUUGAUUUUGUCAGCAUAACGAGCGAUUUCGGGCGCGAUUAGGCGCUAGCACCGCUGAUAUUUAAACAGAAGUUUCGGCGAACUGAUCUAGGACUGGGAGAUGGUGCAACCCUGAGGAGGAGCGGGACUGGGACUGGGACCGAGGACGGGGCCGAGCUGGAUGAGGUGACCCCUGCGUUAUGUCGAUUUGGAUUCUGGAAAUUCGCCCUUACAGAAUUCACAAAUCGCUGCCUAAAAAUUUGAGGAUAAAUAUUUGUAUGACAGAGAAUGGAACAUCAAGCUGAUGAGCAGAUUGCUCCAGAAGCUAAUCAACAGGUGGCGAGCUGUGACCAUGACAAAAUACAUCCGUCAAUAAUUGAUGCUCUCAAAAGUGAUGAGGUUAUUAAUGAUGUCACUGGUGGGGAUACUGGAGCACUAAAUGGCACAUGCCUCAAGUCAGAGACUUAUUCAGCAACCAAAACACUAAAAUUAAAAGAAGAUAUAAAUGGCGAACAUGAAGAUAGAUUUGCUGAGGUACAACUGAAUGUUCAGGUUGAACAAUGUAUGAAUAACUUGACAGAUCAUGGUGGAAGUGGAGAACCGUGUGCUCUAAUCUCUUUGAAUAAUGAUACGGAAAUUGCAUCAGACAAUAAGGAAGAAGUGAGUGACUCUGGAGAACUUAAUAAAAUGGUUAAUAAUCAAACACAUCAUCCUACAUCAGAGAAAUCAUCAGAAGCGGAUACUAUUGAUUGGAACAAAUGUACACCUCAUUCAUCUCGCAAGAUUGAUUCAGAAAGUCCUUUUGAUACAAAGAUAACCAAGGAUCUAAUGUCCAGGAUGGAGCUUGAAUCUUCUCAAGAUGCUUUGUUGGAUGAGCUAGAAUCAGAAUAUAAUUAUUUUUCAACAGAAUCCUCAGUGACUCCCAGUUUACCUAAUGGAAUUACAAAAGAAAGUAGCGCUGUAGCCAUAUUUAAUGAAUCAUUACAAAACAAAUGUCUUCAGCAAGAAAAUAAAAUUAAAAAACUGAUGGAAGAAAACAGAAAGCAUCAAGAAAUGAUUGUGGAGAUUUGUGCAGAAAAAAACAACUUGAAAGAUGAAUUGAAGAAACGUUCGGAAACAGAAAAGCAACAUAUCAACACCAUAAAACUAAUGGAAGUCAAAGUUGAAAACCUAAUGGAGGAAAUUAAAAUGGUGAAGGAAAGAUUGAUCUCACAGGAUGCUGCUGCCAAAAAUGCUAUUCAGCAAUUACAAAGAAAUCUAACUUCUCGGAUUGAACAAACGAACAAAAAAUGUGAAGAGGCUCGACAGGAAAAAGAAGCUAUGGUAAUGAAAUACGUACGAGGAGAAAAAGAAGCCCUUGAUCUUCGAAAGGACAAGGAAGGAAUUGAAAAAAGAUUACGUGAUGCAAACCGAGAACUGGAGAAACUGACAAUGAAGGCCAAACAGCUCACACAAGAGAAGACAAGAUUGCAACAGCUUUAUGAGGCAAAGGAAGGAGAAGCCACAAGGCUCAACAGAGAUGUUGAAAAAUUGAAGGAAGACAUCAAUUCCAACAUCAUCAAAGUGAAAUGGGCUCAAAACAAGUUAAAAAGUGAAAUGGAUACACAUAAGGAAACGAGAGAAAAAUUGAAGGAAACAACAGUCAAACUAACUCAGGCUAAAGAAGAGACAGAACAAAUCCGGAAAAACUGCCAAGACAUGAUUAAAACCUAUCAGGAAUCUGAAGAAAUCAGAUCCAAUGAGUUGGAUGCCAAACUGCGUGAGACUAAAGGAGAACUAGAAAAACGUUUGCAAGAAAAAUCUGAUGAAAUGGAGAUUCGCCUUGCUAAAAUAAAAGAACUUGAUGACCUGAAGAAAACAUACAAGGAAGGAAUGGAUGAGUUGCACACUUUGAGAACAAAGGUACGAUGUCUUGAAGAUGAGCGACUGAGAACUGAAGAUGAACUAUCAAAGUAUAAAGAAAUAAUAAACCGCCAAAAAGCAGAAUGCCAAUCUUUGCAUGAACGGGUGAAAUUAAUAAAUCAUUUGCAAGAACAGCUUGAAGGAAAUGAACAAGAGAUUCAAUCACUGAAGGAAGAGGUUGACAACCUGAAUGCGCUGAUUACAGAUUUGCAAGAAGAUAUUGAAGGGAGUCGUAAAAAAGAAUCAGAGUUGCUUGUAUUCACAGAGAAAUUGACAAGCAAAAAUGCACAACUUCAGUCUGAGAACAAUACAUUACAGGCGCAACUUGACAAAUUGAGUAUUCGUGAGCGGCAUCUGAGUGGGCAGCUUGAAGAGUUGGGACAGACCAAUACUGAUCUGGUGAACAGUUUGCAAAAAGAACAACAACUACGACAAGAGGAUAUGAAAACUUUGCAGAAUGAAGUGAUCACUGAACAAAAGGACGUGAGUAGGCUGACUUUACAAGUGGAGGAGCUUAAAGAUGAGCUCGCCACACAGAAACGAAAAAAAGCAACUAACAUUAAGGACCUCACAAAACAGCUUCAACAAGUACGCCGACGAUUGGAACAAAUGGAAAAUGGAAAUUGUGAUAGCAAAGAGGCGAGCAGCAUGGGAAGUCGUUCAAGUUCAUCAGGUUCUCUAGAUGCUCGAUGCAAUAAAGAGGAGAGGUCUCCAGAGAAUACUGGCCGUUCCGUGCAAGCAGAUAAUUUUCCAGAAGUGGACAAGACCAUAUUAAUAGAACGUAUUGUUCGCCUACAGAAAGCUCAUGCACGUAAGAAUGAAAAAAUUGAAUUCAUGGAGGAUCAUAUCAAACAGUUAGUGGAGGAAAUACGAAAGAAAACUCGAAUCAUUCAGACUUAUGUUCUGAGAGAAGAAUCUGGUGCCUUGUCCUCAGAAGCAUCUGAUUUCAAUAAAGCCCAGGUGAGCAGACGUGGAGGAAUCAUGGCUUCACUUUACACGUCACAUCCAGCGGACAGUGGUCUAACGUUGGAGCUCUUAUUGGAAAUAAACAGGAAGCUGCAAGCUGUACUGGAAGACACUUUGUUGAAGAAUAUAACACUUAAGGAAAACUUGCAGACGCUGGGUGCAGAAAUAGAACGUCUGAUCAAGUGCCAGCAUGAAUUGGAGCAACAACUAAAGCACUGAAUUGGCACUGUUCUCAGUUUAAGCAACUCCAUUGUGAAUUCAAGGGAACAGGUGCCAGUCAGGCAGGGAUCGUACAUCACUCGUGACUCAGACAAGGAUUUUUUAUCUGCCUUCACAAGAGAUAAUGUUGCUUCUACCGAGACGCAGGUUUGGAAUACUCAUUAUGCUGAAUUGACUUUUGAGAAACAUCUUUCUGAAGCAAAUUUUAUGUUAACACUCCAAGUUAUCGAACGUAUAACUAUAAAUCUGCUCCUUAAAAUAAUGAAUGAAGACUGCUGCAAUCAGCUCAGAAUAGCGACUAAUGGAUGUUGAUCAUUCUUCGAAGCUCUUUGUUGUUCUUAAAAAAAACAAUGAAUACCUUGUAUACCUAGAUAAGAAUGGUCUAUCAUGAAGGUUUUGGGACUAUAGUGCAAUUACACAAUGCAACUCUGGGCAAUUUUUAGCUGACAACCUAAGUUUUCAUUUUAGUGUUCUUUUGAUUUCUAAAAUUUCUAAAUUCAAAUAGGGCUGAGGCAAAUAAAGUGCAUAUCCAUCCAGUGUCUGACAAUUUUCUCUUCUUCCUUUGACACUGACAGUACUUUGAGUAAAACUUUUUAGAAAUUGAAUAAUUUCAUUCCUCUGAUUUUUACAUUAUGUCUGAUAAACCAAAUUAAUGGAUUUCCAGUCCAAUUAAGUGACAUGCAAACCAAAUCUGCUAAGCAGGUCAUGGUAUUUUGGCUCGUGAUUGAAUUAUUUUUCAUGUAAGUGGAUGAUCCGUUUAUUGUAAUGGAAUAUUAUCAAUGCUGAUUAUGAAAAAUAAUUUAGAUUUUUGACGAAUUGUAAGCUAAGUAAUUACAGUUUGUUGAAAAAGAACUAAAGAUGGUAAUCAGACUGAAUUCUGUGAUUAAUAACUAGUUUCUCAGAUUACCUACAAAUAAUGUACAUUCAUCAAUGUGUCUACUUGAAAUUCCUCAAUUGGAGGCUAGAUUCUGGCACUGCUGUUGGAUGAGAUCUGAUUAUUUUUAAGAAAGUUUUUUUUUCUCCAGAAAAAUAAUGGAAAUGCACUUUAAACUCAAAUUAUUGCCUUCCAAAUUACACAGUACAUGUCUGUUAUUUUAGCACAAACCUGUUUCAACUUUAAUUUUUAUUUCAGUUCAUUUACUUUCUGUUGCAAAAGUGCUGUAGUUUACUUUGGAAAUUAAUUUGUAAAAUUAAGUUGUAGAUACAUUUCUGUAUAAAGAGGACAGUUUUUAAAGUUUUAAUCUAUUAUAUGUAUAUAUGGCAUAUUGGAUGAAUAAAAUUACAUUUUGUGUCUUA